AUGGCGAAGAGGCCAGCAGUCGAGGAAGCGCUCCUCGCAGCGGGCGAGCCCGAGGAGGAGGAGAUCCUGAGCGUGCGCGAGGAGCUGAAGAAGCAGCUAUGGCUGGCUGGGCCCAUGAUCGCCGGCGCGCUGCUGCAGAACGUGAUCCAGAUGAUCUCCGUCAUGUACGUGGGACACCUUGGGGAGCUGCCCCUCGCCGGCGCCUCCAUGGCCAACUCCUUCGCCUCCGUCACCGGCCUCAGCCUGCUGCUGGGAAUGGCAAGCGCGCUAGACACGCUGUGCGGCCAAGCAUUCGGCGCCAGGCAGUACUAUCUCCUGGGCAUCUACAAGCAGCGCGCCAUGUUCCUUCUCACCGUCGUCAGCGUCCCUCUGGCUGUCGUCUGGUUCUACACCGGCGAGAUCCUCCUCCUGUUCGGCCAGGACGCGGACAUCGCCGCGGAGGCCGGCACGUAUGCCCGGUGGAUGAUCCCGGCGCUCUUUGCCUACGGCCUGCUGCAGUGCCACGUACGGUUCCUGCAGACGCAGAACAUCGUGCUGCCCGUGAUGGCGAGCGCCGGCGCGACGGCCGCGUGCCACCUGGUGGUGUGCUGGGUGCUGGUGUUCACUCUCGGGAUGGGCAGCAAGGGCGCCGCGCUGAGCAACGCCGUCUCCUACUGGGUCAAUGUGGCGAUACUGGCUGUAUAUGUGAGGGUUUCCAGCGCGUGCAAGGAGACGUGGACCGGCUUCUCCACGGAGGCCUUCCGUGACGCACUCAGCUUCUUCAGGCUCGCGAUCCCGUCGGCUCUAAUGGUCUGCUUGGAAAUGUGGUCGUUUGAACUCAUUGUGCUCCUCUCGGGCCUUCUUCCCAACCCAAAAUUGGAGACCUCUGUGCUAUCGAUCAGCCUCAACACUUCUGCCUUCGUGUGGAUGAUCCCCUUUGGUCUUAGCUCCGCCAUUAGCACUCGCGUCUCCAACGAGCUGGGCGCAGGGCGGCCCCAGGCUGCCCGGCUUGCGGUGCAUGUUGUCCUGCUUUUGGCCGUCUCGGAAGGACUGAUGGUGGGACUCAUCCUGGUCUGCGUGCGCUACAUCUGGGGCCACGCCUACAGCGACGUGGAGGAGGUGGUGAGCUAUGUGGCCAGGAUGAUGCUGGUCAUCGCAGUCACCAUAUUCUUCGAUGGAAUCAUGACUGUUCUUUCAGGCGUGGCUAGAGGCUGUGGAUGGCAGAAGAUUGGUGCUUGUAUUAACCUUGGCGCCUAUUACAUCGUCGGCAUCCCGUCAGCUUACCUCUUAGGUUUCGUCUUGAGUCUCGGCGGCAUGGUGCUCUUCUUUUCCCUGGAAUGUGGAAUCCGCAAAAUUUUACUGUGCAUCGUCAAUAGUGAUCGAGUUUAA
This is a messenger RNA of Miscanthus lutarioriparius, 1368 nucleotides long. The record is from the annotation of a GenBank genome assembly. Lineage: Eukaryota; Viridiplantae; Streptophyta; Magnoliopsida; Poales; Poaceae.